UUUUUGCUGGUUUCAGGACACUUCUUUUUUGCCUUUCCUGCGGACUUUAUCUUUCGAAUUCCAUUCGCUAUGUCUGGACGCGGGAAGCAGGGCGGCAAGGCUCGCGCCAAGGCCAAGACGCGCUCGUCGCGGGCCGGGCUGCAGUUUCCCGUGGGCCGCGUGCACCGCCUGCUCCGCAAGGGCAACUACGCCGAGCGGGUGGGCGCCGGCGCGCCCGUGUACCUGGCGGCCGUGCUCGAGUACCUGACGGCCGAGAUCCUGGAGCUG
This is a messenger RNA of Suricata suricatta (meerkat), 267 nucleotides long. Its product is annotated as histone H2A type 1-H-like. Gene Ontology annotation, molecular function: structural constituent of chromatin; protein heterodimerization activity; DNA binding. Gene Ontology annotation, cellular component: nucleosome. The annotation marks the transcript as partial. Lineage: Eukaryota; Metazoa; Chordata; Mammalia; Carnivora; Herpestidae. The record is from RefSeq and is a predicted model, not a curated record. The transcript has a single exon.